CCGGCCGGUCCCGGCCGCUCCUGGCGAUGGCUGAGGCGCCUUCCCGGGGUAAGCAGCGCAGGCCGCGGCCGCCCGGCGCCGAGUGAACGUUUGUUUGCCCAGGCGGGGCGGGGAGCCCCUGCCCUGGGGGCGGUGCUGCCCUGUCCUACCCGGUCCGGCCCGGCCCGCUCCCGGCUUCUUGCUGCUGGUACCUGCAGGCGGCUCCGCCCCGGCCCCACAAGGGAGCGCCCGGCGGGGGCAGGAGGCGAGCGGCCGGGGACGGGACGCGACGGGACGGGGCUGUCGCCGCACCGCGUAGCCAGCCGGCAGCGGCCAUGGCCUUCGGGAAGGCUCCGAAGGAUCCUUUCGGUACCGCCGUGGGCAGCCUGAUCGAGCGGGCGACGUUCGGAGCGCUGCAGACGGAGGAGUGGGGGCAGUUCCUGCACAUCUGCGAUGUGAUCAACGCCACGGAGGAGGGACCUAAAGAUGCAGUUAAAGCGUUAAAGAAAAAGCUCUCCAAAAACUGUAACCAUAAGGAGAUCAGGCUUACCCUGUCUCUGCUUGACAUGUGUGUGCAGAACUGUGGUCCUAGAUUGCAAUCUUUAGUUGUGAAGAAAGACUUUUGUAAGGACAAGCUGGUGAAACUACUGAAUCCAAGAUACAACCUGCCAAUUGACAUGCAGGAGAGGAUCUUGACCUUCAUCAUGACAUGGGCACGAGGGUUCCAAGGAAUGGUGGAUGUGACCGAAGUAAAAGAAGUUUAUCUAGAAUUGCUGAAGAAAGGAGUGGAGUUUCCAUCUGCUGACACCAGCACAGGGGGACCUAAGUCUUCAUCUCAGCAUCCUACAAAGUCAUCACCAUCUUCUGCUAAUCCCACCAAACGUUCCUUAUUGCCUCUUCCCACAGGCCCAACAUUACUGUUGACUGCUGAGCAGAUUGGGAAACUGUACAGUGAACUGGAUAUGGCAAAAAUGAAUGUGAGAGUCAUGUCAUCAAUAUUAAAAGAAAAUGUUCCUGGCUCUGAAAAUCCGGAUGAUAUGAAUCUUUUACAGAAACUGUAUAAGACCUGUCGGGUGAUGCAGGAGAGGAUCAUGGAAUUGUUGGUGACAGUGGAAAAUGAAGAUGUGAUAGUUGAGUUAAUACAAGUAAAUGAAGAUCUGAAUAAUGUUCUCCUGGGACAUGAAAGGUUCUCUCGAAACAGAGUUCGUUUCUUGGAGAAUCAGAGAAUACAGCGUGAACGUGAAGAGCUGUACAGGAAACAGCCAUCUGCUCCCUCAAGUGAUCUACUUGACCUCUCUACAGAUUCUCCAUGUCCUGUGUCAACAGUGUUGGGAACUGAAUCUGCAGCGUCUCAGUUUUCACGCCUUAAUUGCAUAUCUGCACACCCUGAAGAUGCAAGAAGGCACCAUCCAUCAAUUUAUCCACAGCUAGAUGCAGCAACUACUACAAAAGCUCAGCAAUUCCCAUUUACAACGGAAGCACAAAACAAUAGUGGAAUCACCCCAGCUGGACAUACAUAUAGCAAUUUGGCAACUCUUUUAAGCCCAGUACCUCUGAAUCCAGUAAAUCUGCAGACUGGACAUACUACAUCAUUAAAUGGAUCGUCACCAGCAGCCACAUCAAAGAACAAGUCACAGUCACCUCAUUACUACGAGAUAAUGGAAUUUGAUCCUUUGGCUCCCACAGAAGCUAUUUAUGAAGAAAUUGAUGUCACUGUGCUGAAGCCAGAAGUUAAAAAGGAUACAGAAUGCUGAAGAGGGAGGUGAAGUCUUUUACUGAGCACACAAGUUACUCUCUGAUGCUGGUCCUGGGCACUGCUUCCUAUCAUAAAAUUGUAUAAUAUCCUAAGUUGGAAGGGACCCACAAGGAACCUUUUUUUUGGAUUUUUACACACUAAACAAUAAGUAUUGGAACAGUAAGUUAUGUGGAAGAGUUACUUGGAUCCACACCUUGAGAAUUUGUCUUAAAUGUUUGUAUAUUCUUCAAGGUGACUUACAUUAUUUAUAUUUUUAUUUCUCUAAGUUUUGGAGUCUCUAAAAUAUGUUUUUCAAAGUCACCUGCAUAUGAAGUAACUAACACUUGAUAUCUGGUAAAAGUAAACUAAAAGGACUCUCACAGCUAUAGAAAAAAGCUUUUCUUCCGAGUUAACUGUUCCUUUGGACUGCUUAUCCCUCCAUAUGGAGGAAACAGAACGUCAUGUUUAAAGAAACUACAUAAUCCAAUUUCUAUUUUGGCCUCACCGAUGUCUGUGUUAAUCUCCCUAGAAAUUUAUAAGGGUUUUUUGAUAUGUAGGACUUUUCUAAAAUUGGGCCUCUUGAUAGAUAUCUCAAGUACAGUGGUUACUUUCUUAUAUUCAUAUUCUGAAUACAGAUUUUGUUUUCUUUGUAAAACUCUGAUAAAUAAUAAGAUUUUUGUUUAAAUAAGAAGCUGUGCUGGGACGUAAGGUGCUGUCAUCCAUGAUUAACAGAACAGAAAAAAGCUGCUUGUUGCUAUGUUGUUGUUACUUUCAUUUACUUGGUAAAUAUUGGAAGGGGAUCAGUCAUUUCUUCCAACGUUCCUGCCCUGGAGAGAUUGUUUUCUGGUGAAGGAAAAAUAAUCAUCUACAAUGCAGAUGAGCAUUAGUUAUCCAUUUAUUUUAAUCAAAUUGUUUAAACCUGUUGAUAACAGUUUUAUCUUUUAAUAAAUGAAGUGCCUUGUCUAUUUUAAUGCUGAAUGUUAAAUCUGCACUUUUAACAAGUACAGUUCUCUUAACUUAUAAUUGAUACAAAUCUUGAGAACUUGGUUCAUGUUCACAGCUGAUAAGCUAACUGGCUGCUUUUAAGUACUGUGUUUUAAAUGUUCAUUGUUAACUGUUAAGUGGUAACAAGUUCUCAGUCUUGUGCAAUUUUCGUAGUGUACAAUUCCCAAUAAAAGCAAAUGCUUUCUGAGUACUUAACCCUCAAUACUUCCAAGUUUUUACCAGCUGACAUGCAUAUUCAAAUGAUGACUGUUUUGGAAGUGUUUGAGAGUGAAGCCAUGGUGUUUCAAUUAUCCAGUUAGCAGUUUUGCAGCUAGCUGGACCGAUAGAACACUGUGAGGAAGUAAAGGUUUUUUUUGUAAGCAGAGGUGAAAAGGUAAGCCUCUUUACCAUUAUUCCUCUUUUAUUAUUUGCAAUGGUCUGGACAGCAGCCUGAGAAAACUGUAGAAAAUAGGAUUUGAGGUGGAUUCGUUUUUCUUCUACAUCUUAACUAUGUUGUUAAAACCCUAGCAUGCCUAAGUGUAACAGGUUUAAAUAGGCUAUUUCAAUACGGUAAUCCCUAAUGAAAUGAUUGCUAACUGAACUUUUCCAUAUUUAAAGAUACAAAAUUACAGAUAUGAAGGCCAUGUGAGAAACUCGCUAAUUACUGAAGUUAGAGAGCUUGUUUUGUUGUUGGAUUGUGCUCAAUAUCCAUGCAAACUUGGGCUUUCAAACUCAGGGGAAGACUCACAUUUUUAUGAAACUGGCUUCAUCUUUAUGAAACUUGUCAAGGGGCUAUUCUUUUUCUCCUAAAACACAUGGCCAGAAUAAAAAAAUGUGUAGAAAACUUCCAGAAUCAGUUCACCUUUCAAAAAGACAAUGGAUUAAAGAGAAUCCAGGUAAGAUUUUUUUUUUCUCUCCUAGAUUCCAAGAUUAGUUUUGAUAGCAUUUUUUUCUGAAGCACAACCGGAAUUUUAGAUUAUAAGGCUUGCUGAUAUAUUCACAGAGAUGCUUUUCACUUAUGUGGGAUCCACACUCUGCUGGAUAAAAUGCAUAAGAGAUAUGAAAGCAUUAAUGAAAAAGUUUUAAAACUUUAAUAAAUACACAGUGAAGAUAAGACUGUCAUCGAGAAUCUUUAAACACAAAAGAUAUUUGGUACAAAAAUGCAUUUUAAAUGUAGCUUCCAGUUAUUUUCAAAGAAGGGCACUGUUUUUUUAAUUAUUGUAUGAAAACAUAAUUGAGUCUGAAGUUACUUCCAUUACCUUUUUAGUCUUAACAACCAUUAGUCUUAACCUUAUUAGACCUCAUCCACUGAAAAGGGUAGAAAGAACUGGCCUAUUAGAUGAGAUGCUAUGUUGAGAUUAAUUCCUGUCUGAAAAUGGGUACGUCACUUAAACCUGCUCUGCAACUCACUCCUUAUUUGCAAGACUAUGAUAAAUUAUUAUUAUGCCUAUCCCAUAGAUAAUGGCAAAAAGUUACAUAAAUACAGGCUUACAUGUUCCAGUGGGAAAUACUGAGUAGUACCUAGGUGGACCUCAAUCAACUGGUAUGUUUCUGGACAGACUUUGUCAGACUCUGAAUGGGGUUGACAGUCUUUUGUUUUUUUCAGGAGACACCUCUGCUGUUAAUUUAGCCUGCAAUUCAGAGCAGUUGAUUAUGUACCGCCUUUCCCUUCAAAGCAUUUCAUACGUAAGUCUAGCUUCUCUCUGUGUAGGUGUGCCCAGUAUACAGCCCUCUCAGGAGUGAAAGAGGAAUUAUUAACAGUUCUGAUACUCUAAAUGAGUUUUCUGCAUAGAAACCAUGCAGGAAAUAUGCAAAGACAAAAAUAAGAUUAUUUGCCUCUCAAAUCACAUGCUUCUGCAAGCAGUCCCCAGAUUUGAAAUGCUUACAUUUAAGUUACUGUUCCCCAUUCGGACAUCAACAGUUUUAGAGCAGUCUGCUCUUACCAAAUGAACUACUGAUUCAGUAAUAAUUCAAGAGAGCAUCAUUUUCUGAAUCAUUCUAUCCUCCUAUGCUAUGGGAGGGUUACAAAGCAAUACAGUCGAACUUUGUUUAGUUUUGAGAUUUCGUGAACUGAUUAAGUUGCUCUAUAAAAAAGUAAAUAUCUUUCACUGAAUACAGGCUAGUUAUUUUUCAGUCAGCAGUGCAAUUUUAGAUAUUUAAUAAACUGAUUUGUUCCUCUGUAUUUAAAGAUCUUAGUUUACACUUUGGUUUAAAAAUUUUCCUCAUAUAAUUCAUUUAACAUCUAUCAUC
Messenger RNA from Cygnus olor (mute swan), 4948 nucleotides. RefSeq names its product target of myb1 like 1 membrane trafficking protein (gene TOM1L1). NCBI's taxonomy places the organism in Eukaryota, Metazoa, Chordata, Aves, Anseriformes, Anatidae. Gene Ontology annotation, cellular component: membrane; endosome. The coding region runs from base 315 to 1733 and encodes 472 amino acids. The record is from RefSeq and is a predicted model, not a curated record. Gene Ontology annotation, biological process: signal transduction. Gene Ontology annotation, molecular function: ubiquitin binding; phosphatidylinositol binding; clathrin binding. The transcript has 15 exons.